GUAAUCUAUAUUUAUCAUAAUAUUAUAUUUAUAUUUUAUACUUAUCCUAGUAUAAAUAUUAAAACUCCGUAAUCUUUUGCCUCACCAUCAAUUAAAUAUCAUAAAAUGUCCAAAAACAAACUAAACAUAUUCUAUUUAUUUGAAAUACAUAAACCAUUUUAAAAUAUAUAUUUCUAUGUUCUAUCUUCUAUGAAAUUCUAUAAUCAUAAAGCCCAUAGCUUAUAGUACUAUAUGUCUAUAUCAUGAAAUAACAACAAGGUAUGAUUGGAACUUUAUGACAUUCUGAUCAUUCAAUGAGUAUGUGACAGAGCUUAGCGUAUAGUAAUAAUAAUUCAAAGUAUGAUAAUAUUGGUAGGCAAGUGACAUGUUGCAUGGGGUAAAUGGACAUUUCCCUCCUACUGUUUUUGUUGUAGUUGGAUUUGUAUAUGCUGACCUUUCCCUCUUAUGCUUAUUUUGAAAAGUUUAUUAUUUAAUAACAAUAUAUUAUAUACGCUCAAAAUUGGCCUGAUAAGUAUAGGUACACUCCAAUUACUUCCUCUAAAAUCUCGAUUACUUAUUAUUUUUUUUAUUCUUUCAACAACAAUUUUUACUGUUUCAAGUAGACAAUGAUCAAAAAUAUUCGUCUAUAAUUUAAUAUAUUAAUGAAAAUAUUUGAAAAUUUAUUCUGUAUAUAGACAAAAUUAGACAAUAGGAAAAAAAAAUUUUAUAUUAAAUAAUAAAUAAUAUAACAUCAUCAAAAAUUGAACUUUUUUGAAAGAUGGGUAGAAAGUGUCCAUAUUAAAAAAUGAAUAAGUCGGUAGUCUUGCUAUGUCGAACUAGCAGGGGAAAAAGUUCGAGAUUCAUUGCUCGGACUUGAACCAAAUCUAGACUUUACUUUACUUUUGUGACCAUCUCUUGUUGCUUAUAUUAUGCUAGAUAGUAUUUGCUAUAGGGAAUUCGUAACUCGUAGGACCUAAGGUUUUUAUAAUUUGGUCUUCCGUUGAGUGAUGACCGUUGUAACCAUGGCUAAAUAUACUUAUAUACUAAAUAUAUUUAGCCAUGGUAGAGACUAGAGAUCAUGUUCUCCACAUCGUUCUCGCAUGAUAAAAGAACAUUUUGUCAUGCGUUCUCGGUGGCCACUAGCCGGUGUUCUAAUUGCUCUUAAAUCGUGAUAGUAACUUAUAAAAUAUAUAUACAUCAGGUAACUAGAUAACCGUGAUUGUAUUAUUCAUUGUAAAACUGAUAAGAAUAAAGAAACAAAUUCAAACAUUCCUAUUGGUUGUAUAUACGAUUUAAGAUGGCAGAGGCUGUAUAGUAUAUACCAUAUAGUUAACAUAUGACUUAUUCAAUAUUCAUUAUUGACCGUUACGACUUAUGAAUUACGAUAGUGGUAGUUAGUACGAUUCACAUUUUCAUUUUUUUCAUUUCUUUCCUUCUUGCAGUUUGUAGUUUUGUACCACAACUCAAAAGUGAUUUCUUACUGCGACACAAUAAUUUACAUUAGCUGGGUACUUCUACACAUUAUUGAAGUAAUAUGUCACAGAAGCUUUUAAAUAGUUUUAACGUACUUAAAGAGUAUGAAAAUAUUCAUGCUAAAUGGUGUGCUGAAUUAAUAGCAAAUGGACGACAAACACUACAAUCAAUAUCUAAUAUUAUUGAUAAUGAUAUGCUAAUAAAUUUGAUGGACAGUUUUAUGGGAUUUGUUUCAUUACUUGCUCAAUGCAAUACUAAUGCAUUAUCUGAUGAAAAAAUUACAUAUAAACCAAGUGAUCCAACUUCAAAACAACACAAUGAAAGCCAAGAUUUAUUACUAAAGAAUGAUAUUAUUAAGGUGAUGAAUAGUGAUCUCCAAUGUCCAAUUUGUAACGAAUGGCUAUUUAAAGCAACUUCUGCAAAUUGCAAUCAUACAUUUUGUGAAACAUGUAUCAAAAAAUGGUUAAAAAUAAAUAAAACAUGUCCAGUUUGCCGUACACCUAUUCAACAUACUACAACUUCUAUAGCAGUAGAUAAUUUCAUCACUAACUUGUGUCACUUAUUUGGCGGUUUUACCAAGGAACGACGAGAAUCAAUAAUGAAUGCUCAUAUAGAUGAUAAGGAAAAAACAACCAAUGCUGAUAUUACAGUAGAUGAACUAACUAUUGAUUUAAAUGUCAAUCAGUCAAUUGAAUAUGAUACAUUUAUUGGCCAAAAUGACACUACUUUACCAGUGUUACAUCACAAUAUGGUUCAUUUAAUACCUUGUCCUCAAACACCUGUGUCUAGAGAAAAUUCAAGACAAUCAAUAGUUAGCCCAAAUUUACCUCAUCCUAACACAGUUAGAUUGUUACCUUUUCCUCAAUCAUCUGUAGCAUCUGUAGCUAGCCCACGUUCUAAUCGCCUUCAACCAACAUCUUCAGCACAUGUGCCCAGCUCACAUGUUAAUCGUUUCCAAUCCACUACUUCAAAAUCUGUAUUAAGUCCACGUGUUAAUCGUUUUCAACCUAAUUCUCCAGUAUCUGUGGUGAGCCCACGUAUUAAUCGUAUUCAACCAACAACAUCAACAUCUGUUGACAAUUCAAAUAUUUAUCGCCUUAGAACUACUACAAAUAUUGGUUCAUCACCUAGAUAUCAUUCAAACAUUGAUAAUUUACCACACCGCCAGACAAAUUCUCCAUUACAAACACAAAAUGUCAUAUACUAUUAA
Myzus persicae (green peach aphid) is the source of this 2662-nucleotide messenger RNA. RefSeq lists its product as uncharacterized. The transcript is spliced from 5 exons. NCBI's taxonomy places the organism in Eukaryota, Metazoa, Arthropoda, Insecta, Hemiptera, Aphididae. The coding region runs from base 1514 to 2662 and encodes 382 amino acids. The record is from RefSeq and is a predicted model, not a curated record.